UUGCAAAGAACCUCCUAGCUUUCCCCAAGCCCUCCAUCGAAAGAGGGAAUGUGGUGGGGAAGGCAUGGCAAUAUAUAAAUAUGGGCAUUACUUUUGCCCUGCCCUUGAAGCUGAGUCUAAAGAAAGAGGAGGAAGGAACGAAAGCAAGGCAACGCAAUGCCGCCUGUAAAUAUUGCGCCUCAGGAGACGGCGGGGACACAUUGACAAACGGAGCACAAAGGCGAGCGCCUCAGAGCCUCGCGCUUCCGCUGUGUAGCCGGGAGGAGGGGAGCGGGAGAAGGUGGAGUUGGCGCCGGGACUUGGCUUCGCUCCCUCCCAACCCUCGCCUCUUCCCUCCCUCAGCGACUCAGGAGCGUCUGCGCCGUUGAACUCUAGCUGCCCGCGCGCUAUAAAGUUAAGGGCCGAGCCGAGGGCGAGCACUCCGCUUAGCUGAGGGACGGAAGCGGCGAGGGUUUCCCGCUCUUUCCAGCCCUCUUUUCCAGUUGCCUCCCUUUGGAGCCAUGGCGUGCGUGGAGAGAUGCCACUGCUGCGCGGGCAGCCGGCGGCAGAGCAGCAUCCUCUACAAUAUCCUGAAAAGCGAGGAGCAGCGGCAGCGGCAGGCGGGAAGCGAGCAGCCGCCGCCUCCACCGCCACAGCCGCCGCCGCCGCCUCCUCCUCCACCGCCUAGUCCGGGCGGGCACGCGGCGGGUCCCGGCUGCUCGUGCGGCUCGCAGAAGCGCGUGGCUCUGCAGAGCCCGCAGGUGGCGUGCAAGGCGGCUUCGGCGGUGCUGGUGAAAACGCUGCGCUUCGUCAAGAACGUGCCCUGCUUCCAGGAGCUGCCCCUGGACGAGCAGCUGGUGCUGGUGCGCAGCUGCUGGGCUCCGCUGCUCGUGCUGGGGCUGGCCCAGGACCGCGUGCACUUCGAGACGGUGGAGACCACGGAGCCCAGCAUGCUGCACAGGAUCUUGACCGACAAGCGGGCCGAAGAGGAGAGGCAGCAGCAGCAGCAGCAGCACCGGCCGCGGCGGCAGCAGCAGCACCACCAAGUCCUGCUGCUGCACAAGACCCAGGAGAAGCUGGCGGCGGCGACCUGUGGCAGCAGCAGCAGCAGCAGCAGCCCGAAGCUCCCGUCGGCAGGGGAGAUCCAAGCCAUCAAAGGCUUCCUGGGCAAGUGCUGGAGCCUGGACAUCAGCACCAAGGAGUACGCCUACCUCAAGGGGACGGUGCUCUUCAAUCCGGAUCUGCCUGGGCUGCACUGUGUACAGUACAUCCAGGGACUGCAGCAAGAAGCACAGCAAGCCCUAAAUGAACAUGUCAGAAUGAUUCACAGAGGGGAUCAGACUAGAUUUGCCAAACUGAAUGCGGCUCUGUCUAUGCUCAGAUCUAUUAAUGCUAAUGUUAUUGCCGAACUUUUCUUUAGGCCUAUCAUUGGAACAGUGAAUAUGGAUGACAUGCUGUUGGAGAUGCUUUGUGCAAAAUUAUGAAGCCAUGUGUGAAUUAUUAUAACUACAUAAUAGAGCAAUCCAACACGAAAUGUCCCACAACAGAGUAAAGUAUUGUAAAAUAAACUAACUUAUUGUUUUUACAUAGAUAGUAUUUUUGUAUUCAAUAAUAAAAUAUUAUUUGAGUGCUCUUAGCUUUUAUUAAAUACUCAUACCUUGAAAAGUUCCAGCAACAUAUUGCAGCCCUUAAAAAGAAAGUACUGUAUAAUCCAAUGCGUGUUACUUCUAAGUAAGCCCCAUUGUGUUUAGUGGAGCCUACUCUGGGCAAGUGUGCAUAGGAUUUAAACCACAAAGUGCAACCCUAUACAUGUUUACUUGAACUAAGUCCCACUAUAGUCAGUGGAACUUAUUCCCAGGUAAGUGUGCAUAGGAUUUCAGUUUAGUUUCCAAAGCAGAGUGAAUAUUCUUUGGUAUAUCUUCCACUGAAACUUAGACGAAUCUGUGUAUUGUGUUCAAAAUAGGAAGUCUCUUUUCUGUUAUGUCAUUUGUUGUUAUGAUCCUAUAUUCUUGGAACGCAUGCAAGACCAAAUAUGGUGUAAUGUUCUACCUUUUCAUAUUUAUCCUGGCCAGUUAUUUCAUUUUUUUUAAAUUUAAGGGACUUUGGAUAGACUUUAUUAUAUCAGGAAAGUUGGAAUCCCAAGAGCAGUGUUUGGAUCAGGUCAAUGGGUGAAGAAGAUUGUGUUAACUACACAAGUUAUUUUAAAGACAUACUGUUUGCAUUUAUGUAGACUGGAAAAAAGCCUGAUACGUAAGUGUUUGCUGCAAGAGAUUCAAUACCAUGUAUAUUUGAAGCUGGGACCAACUCUAUCCUGUAAACACAGUAAAUUGUAACAAAGUUGUAAGAAUUGUAAAUUAAUGCAAACAAUUUAUUUUUUUCUUGCAUGUUGUUUACAUAGGCUGAGUCAUUAAUCAUAAACUUGUGGACAAAAGCA
Lacerta agilis (Sand lizard) is the source of this 2413-nucleotide messenger RNA. RefSeq names its product nuclear receptor subfamily 0 group B member 1 (gene NR0B1). Bases 501 to 1463 code for a protein of 320 amino acids. The record is from RefSeq and is a predicted model, not a curated record. Gene Ontology annotation, cellular component: nucleus; cytoplasm. The transcript is spliced from 2 exons. NCBI's taxonomy places the organism in Eukaryota, Metazoa, Chordata, Lepidosauria, Squamata, Lacertidae. Gene Ontology annotation, molecular function: transcription corepressor activity; transcription factor binding. Gene Ontology annotation, biological process: negative regulation of transcription by RNA polymerase II.